Sinocyclocheilus grahami is the source of this 575-nucleotide messenger RNA. Its product is annotated as collagen alpha-1(XXII) chain-like. The transcript has 7 exons. Gene Ontology annotation, molecular function: extracellular matrix structural constituent conferring tensile strength. NCBI's taxonomy places the organism in Eukaryota, Metazoa, Chordata, Actinopteri, Cypriniformes, Cyprinidae. The record is from RefSeq and is a predicted model, not a curated record. Gene Ontology annotation, biological process: extracellular matrix organization. The coding region runs from base 99 to 575 and encodes 158 amino acids.
ACAAAGGUGAAGCAGGGAGUCCAGGAUUACCCGGCUUCCCAGGUCCAAAAGGGCCAUCGGGUCCGUCUGGUCCAAUUGGCCCAGAGGGCAAACAAGGCAUGUCAGGAAAACCAGGAGACAGAGGACAGAAGGGAGAAAAGGGUGAUAAUGGAAUAAAAGGAGACAAAGGACCCGUUGGUGAUCCGGGCAUUCCGGGUAACCCUGGGCCUCCCGGCAGGAAGGGUCACACAGGAAUGAUGGGCAUGUCGGGACCCCCAGGGGAAGUGGGUCCCUCUGGGCCCCCUGGUUCUCCAGGACAGUCGGGUCUCCCAGGUCUCAGAGGUGAGACGCCAUCCCUGGAACAAAUGCGGCGGCUCAUUCAAGAGGAACUCUCCAAACAGUUGGAUGCUAAGUUAGCUUACCUCAUGGCUCAAAUGCAGCCUGCGCAUAUCAAGAGCUCAGUUGGCCGCCCCGGUCCGCCUGGUUCGGCAGGUAAAGAUGGACCUCCUGGCCGACAAGGUCCAUCUGGAGAGCCUGGAAUACCUGGACAAAAUGGAGCAGAAGGAUCCAGAGGUCCAGUUGGUCCUAAAGGGUGA